AUGAGCACUGCGUCGAACGAAACCUAUGGCCCUAUUGUGCCCGAAGGGCAACAUGCACCGUUCGCCGUGGUCACCCCAGACCAGCACGCAGCAUGGAUCAUAAUAGCAACAGCCGUUGGCAUGUCUUGCAGUCUUUUCUUCGGUCUCAUCAGAUUCGGUGUUAGGAAAUGGAUUGCACCAAAAUUCGGACUGGACGAUUAUACUCUGGGAGGAUCGAGUGCUCUGAUGGUAAUACAGUCGGCAAUAUUACUCGGUGCAUGCUCGAAUGGGCUAGGAAAUUCGAUCGACCUGAUAACAGAGGAAGCCCAAGCAAAAGUGCAGUCGUUGUACUAUGCAAGCAACCUCUUCUUCAUCCUAGCGCUGGGAUUGUCCAAAGUGUCGGUGGUCUUCUUCCUUCGAAGAAUCUCGAGAGCAAAACAUCACAAGUUGGCAUAUGAUGUCGUUAUUGGACUACAUGUUCUAUGGACUGUUGGGUCCUUCUUGGCUCUGGCGCUGCAAUGCGAUUUGAGUUCACCUUGGACUGUAAUCGGACGUGACUGUGGCACUGGUGUGCUCCGCAGAUGGCAGGUUAUAUGUGCCCUGGACAUAAUCUCAGAGCUUUUAAUUGUAUCCAUGGCAGUAUAUCUCGUCUGGGGUCUACAAACGUCGUUAGAGCAAAAGGUCGUUGUUGUUGGUGUGUUCGGCUUCCGCCUGAUCGGUAUUAUUGCAAUAGCUUUCCGACUACGUUCAUUCGACGCAGCCGGAUUCUCUACAAACCCAUUCCUGCUCGAAGCUGAUUUCAUUUGUUGGACACAAUCCGAGCUCAAUUGGUCGAUCAUUUCUGCUACCAUACCCAGUUUUCAGAACUUCCUGAAGAAUCUAAACACCCAUUUCGGUGGCCUGGCACCAGGAGAGAGCGACUAUGGAUACGGCAGCCACUCGCGCAGCCGUGUCGGCAACAACACCGUCAAUGCGUCUUUCCAGAUGUCCCAGCUGCAAUCUACAGAUGACACGGCGAGAGAAAAGGAAGACCAAGAAAGCGCUGUUCCACCACGUCUGCGACCUAAAUCCUCAAGGGAUAUUGGAAGUCUGGUGAGGAAAAAUAGCGUUAACGACGCAGAAACAAGAAGUAUCGGAAGUAACGAGAGUCGGCGCAUGAUGAUAAAGAAGGAAGUAAAUUGGCAGACGACCGUCAUGCCUAGUGCUCGUUGA
Molecule: messenger RNA, 1191 nt
Organism: Lithohypha guttulata
Lineage: Eukaryota; Fungi; Ascomycota; Eurotiomycetes; Chaetothyriales; Trichomeriaceae
Exons: 3
Coding region: 1-1191 (396 amino acids)
Source: RefSeq, a predicted model, not a curated record